CCCACCCCCACCUCCACCAGCGCCGGUGGCCUCAGUAGUGAGGGAGGGGUGGAGGAGUCACCACUGUACCGUAGAGACUGUUGCUAGGGUCCGGCCAGACACCACUCGCCACCCCGGCCACUGUCAACAGGGCGGACAGCUGGGACCUCCUCAGUCCUCCCACGGCUGCCUCACCAACAAUCUAAGCGCCAUACACGAGGUUGAUAGGAGGAGGAACCAGGCAGAGCUGGAGACAUGUCUGCCACGGUGAAGGUGCUCAACCUGGUGGAGGCGUGUGGCGUGGGGACUGGCGGGCCCUCACCCGCCCUGGUGGAGGCGUGUGGCGUGGAGACAAGCGGGCCCUCACCCGCCCUGGAAGUCUCCCAGCUGCUGCAGGCGGCUAUGCUCAGGCUCACCAACACCUUCCUGGAUGACGUGAAAGGCACUGUUGAUUAUGUGGCACUCAGGCACUCGCAGGAGUACAGGGAGUACCGGACCCUGGCCACCAGACUGCAGGAGGUGGAUGUCUCUACUCUGGACGACAGCGAGAAGAAAGCCUUCUUCAUCAACGUGUACAACGCCCUGACGAUGGAGAGUGUGAGUCAGCUGGAGGAGCUGCCGGCCUCCACCCUGGAGGUGGACCACUUCUGGACCUCCUCCGCCUACCUCAUCGGUCCCCACUCCUUCACCCUCGACCAGAUUGAGCACGGCAUACUUAGAGGGAACAAGAGUCACCCAAGCACUGGGUCGCCAGUGUUGCCAGCUGGUGACCCUCGCCUCCAGUACAGCGUCCGUCACCUCGACCCAAGAGUUCACUUCGCUCUCAACUGCGGCGCCAAGACGUGUCCCGUGGUGCGUGUGUACAGCGGCAAGAACCUGGAGCAGGCGCUGGAGGCGGCCACCAGGUCCUACCUGUCCCAGGAGGUGAGGGUGAAGGAGGGAGUGCUGUGGCUGCCUCAGGUGCUCCAGUGGUAUCAACAAGACUUCUCCCACCACCAACAUGGCCUCCUAAGGUGGAUCCAGGGGUACGUGGAGGACGCCGAGCGAGCUGCCAUCAGUGCUCUCCUGACGGCGGAACACGGAACACCGCCCUCCGUCCAGUACUUCUACGACUGGUCCCUCAACACCGCCUGAACACCGGUCAUUACAGCCGCUCAGGUGUUCAUUCUCUUGCUCAGUGUUAGAUUGGUUAAGAAAACAUUAUUCUCCGAGAACGACAGUACAAUUAUCGACUGUUGUUUGAAUAUACAAUAUAUGUACUUUUGAACCGAUAUAAAGUCCACAUUUUGUACUGUUGGUAUACUAAUGCAUAUUACAACUUCAACAGCUUAAUCAAUCCUAUCCUAGGCCUAAUUAAACAGUUUUAGGCCUAAUAAAAUCUUAGGUAUAUGCCUUCGUAUAAAUUUAAUUCAUUAUUGAGAGCAAUCAAUUAUUAUUGAUUCAUUAUUGAGGCUACUACUAUAGCCUCACAAUUCAUUAUUGUGAGGCUACAGUAGUAGCCUCACAAGCUGGUCACGUAGAGUCAUCGUCGGAGCCACAGCUGGUCUCAGAGGGGAAGAGAGGAGAGUCAUGCAGCAACCAACACUAACAGACGUAGAAGCUAGUCUGUCCAGGAUAACUUCUCCUGACACCAUUAACAGUAAAGGUUGUACUUGCUCACUGCCUGAUGGAGUCAGCGUUUAUCUCCUGUGGAUUCCUUCGCAUAUUGGUCUCCGAGUGCAUGAUAGAACUCAUGAGUUAGUCUGAACAUUUGCUCGUAGAGGAAAUUGAUUACCACCUUGGAUUGCCUUUGAUCAGCUCGAGGGGCAGCAAUAUUCAGGGAAUAGCAACAAAAUUUAAUAGACGAAACAAAGUGAAAUUCACACCAAUUUCUUUUUAGUCAUUCUAAUGUGCAGAUCAAACCGCACGUCUAUGGGUCAUCCAAUAAGGUUAGCAGACUUCUAGAUGUUACCACUGCUAGGCUUAGGCUCGGCUACAAGUACCUCUGGGAGUUUGCAACAUCUGCUGAUGUAGUUUUCACUAAAAGUAAACUGUCAGCAGAACUAAUCACAUAUUUUGCGUCAUUAUAUAACUGAAUGCGAAAAAAUAGCGGAAUUCAGAAAUAAUUCCAUCAAUGGUGUUCAGGAAAUAUAUAAUUACUUCUUUCAUAAUGAUGUACUGCCAUAAAUAUUAGACAAGUAUCGAAAGUUUGCUUACUGUAGUUUCAGCCUGCACAUGACUGUAAAGUUGCCUCCCAGUUGGGUGGGUGUAGAGUCAUUAGUGACUAUAACUGACUCACCUCAGAUGUAAACUGCCAUGUAUUAGGACUGUUAUAGGCUUCUUCUUGAAUCACUUGUGAUAUAAAAUGACUAUAGAUGUAUGUCCAUAUAUUUGUGUAGACGAAAAAGAAAAUUGUGUAACUAGCUUCACAAAAUUGUCACACUUAGCUAAAUGAACUCUGAGGUUCAGUUUCUGAACCCAUUAUGUGUCUCCAUAACCCUUUCCACCACCGCCCACUGGAUGAGUAUGGGGUGCAUAAUAAAUCACUCAGAAAUUUGU
This is a messenger RNA of Procambarus clarkii (red swamp crayfish), 2517 nucleotides long. RefSeq lists its product as uncharacterized. NCBI's taxonomy places the organism in Eukaryota, Metazoa, Arthropoda, Malacostraca, Decapoda, Cambaridae. The record is from RefSeq and is a predicted model, not a curated record.